AUGUUCCGCCUUCCUGCGGAGGACUUCGAUGAUUCUUUCCAGCAACACCCUGCCACGACGGACGAUUCGACGCGACAAGGAAUACUGUCCUCUGGUUUUUCUUCUUCGUCUUUGGCAAAGACUAAACGGUCCACCUCCGGCGGCGACAACGGCAAUACCAACUCGUUUCACGACCCUCCUUCGUUUCGAGACGAAGCCUUGGCAACACGCUCUCCGUCUUACACCGCAUCUUCCUCCACGUCGCAUCUUGCGCGCGACAGCUUUUUCAGCGCCAGACGCCCACCUGUCCUAACUGAAAGAGCCUCGGAUACUGCCAACAACAGCCAAAGUGUACCUUCUUUGAGCCAGGGACGAUCAACCAGAAAUGUCUCUUACCUCAACGGUGUUCCUGUAAGUAGAAUGCUCGCGACCACCAACAAUGAGCUGCCGCCCAGCUAUUACACCCAUCCAAACAACUCGUUGGCCGGAGACUUUCACGAUGUUGACCUCGACCCUCCUCCCCUCUACGACUGGGUGAUGAUGAUGGGUAGCCGCCCCCCGACCCAGGAGCAGCAACCGUCAACGAGUCGAGACGCCCCAGACCGGGCUCGGGUUACCACGCCUGACGCUGAUGAUCGACCUCAAACUCCACCGAGAGCCUUUUCCUACGGUACAAUCAGCGCCGGCAUCAUGGCCGACUUUGACUUCCCCACUGCUGCUCCACGGCAGUCUUUCGAGGCAGUAGAAGUGGCGGCCCCAUCGAGACUCUCCUCUCCACCUCAACGGGGAUAUCGACCUACAGCGGCAUCUAUUCUCGAAGACUUUGACCCGGCUCCCUUCUCUCCUCAUACGACAGGUGGGAGUAAUAGCACCGCUGCCAGCACGCCGCCAAUGAUGUCGCCUAUAGUUCGACCCAGGUCUGCCUCGCUGCUCGCGUCAAACAAUCCGUAUGUUGCGCUGCUGCAACAGAAGGAGCAAGCUAUGACGGUUGCCUUUUUGCGAAGCCAAGAAGCGGCGACUAGUUCGCGAUCUGCAGACCUAGCGGCUGAUGACUUCAGCGGUUUCUUCGGUCAGCGGUAUCAAAAGGCGGCAGACACCACGGACGUCGUGGUCACGAGACAGAGACUUCCAGCCAACGACCUCGGAGGCUCCAGAGAAUGUCCCAUUUGUGCGGAACCGAGGGAAGCUUCCGAAUUCCCCAUUCUGAGCGUGACGCCCACUUGUACACAUCCGCCUGAAGCAUGCCUAGACUGCUUGCAGAUGUCUAUCAGGUCGGACCUGAACAGCAAGCUUUGGACCGAAAUCCGAUGUCCUGAAUGUCGAGAAUUUCUCGAAUACGUCGACAUACAGAAGUACGCCGAUGAAGAAACAUUCGCCCGUUACGAGGCACUGGCUCUUCGUGCGGCGAUGGCAGAGGCUGACAACUUCAUUUGGUGUACCGCUAACUGCGGUUCUGGCCAGCUCCACGACACCGGCGAAGAUCAGCCCAUCGUAUCAUGCUUGCAUUGUGGCCAGCGGUCUUGCUUUACGCACAAUGUCGCAUGGCACGAGAACCUGACUUGCGAGGAGUACGACUCUCUUCUCCGUGAUCCCGAGAACUUUCGAUCCAGCAUUGAAAUGGAAAACGAAGAGAUCGAUACUGCGAAGCGCGUCCAGGAGGACGCCGACCGCGCCAUGGCGCAAGGUCUCAUGGCCGAACAGCAGGCCGAGAUCCAGGAACGCGAAGCCAGGGAACGUGAGGAGAGAGAACGAGCACUCAAGGCCACCGCGUUGGCAAGAAAGGUCGCUGCUCGGCGCAAGGCAGAGGAGGCAGAGAGUACGGCUACGUUGACCAGAACGACAAAGCCCUGCCCUGGAUGCGGUUGGGCUAUUGAGAAGAACUCAGGAUGCUCGCACAUGACUUGCAUCAAGUGCCGUUACCAGUUCUGCUGGGGAUGUUACACCGUCUGGCAGCGAGGUCACAGCGUGCGAUGCCGCGGGCCCGUGAACGACGUCGACUGA
Colletotrichum karsti is the source of this 1980-nucleotide messenger RNA. RefSeq names its product ring finger domain-containing protein. Gene Ontology annotation, cellular component: cytoplasm; ubiquitin ligase complex. Bases 1 to 1980 code for a protein of 659 amino acids. Gene Ontology annotation, biological process: ubiquitin-dependent protein catabolic process; protein polyubiquitination; positive regulation of proteasomal ubiquitin-dependent protein catabolic process. Gene Ontology annotation, molecular function: zinc ion binding; ubiquitin protein ligase activity; ubiquitin conjugating enzyme binding. Lineage: Eukaryota; Fungi; Ascomycota; Sordariomycetes; Glomerellales; Glomerellaceae. The transcript has 6 exons. The record is from RefSeq and is a predicted model, not a curated record.